Messenger RNA from Serpula lacrymans var. lacrymans S7.9, 1730 nucleotides. Its product is annotated as glycoside hydrolase family 16 protein. Lineage: Eukaryota; Fungi; Basidiomycota; Agaricomycetes; Boletales; Serpulaceae. The record is from RefSeq and is a predicted model, not a curated record. Gene Ontology annotation, cellular component: endoplasmic reticulum membrane; plasma membrane. The transcript has 12 exons. The coding region runs from base 58 to 1584 and encodes 508 amino acids. Gene Ontology annotation, biological process: fungal-type cell wall organization; (1->6)-beta-D-glucan biosynthetic process. Gene Ontology annotation, molecular function: glucosidase activity.
UUGGACGAAGAGGAUCUCCUCCAUGAUCCCAAACACAUUAUCUUUAAAUCUUCAUCUAUGUUCCCUCUACGCGGCAUGAUCAACGUUGGCGUCUUGCUCGUCCUCAUACUCGGUCUACUGUGUUUAUUCAUAUUUUACCCGGUGCUCAGUUACGUCCGCAAUUACGACCACAUGCAAGCAAUUGAUGGUAACAUUAUGAUUAACGGAACAGGCCAAGCUCCUCUUCUCAUUCAACUACCUCGUCUUAUCGACCCAGAUACGCCAACAUCUGCAAAGUCACGCACUGGCUUUGAUGGUAAUGAAUACGAGCUGGUGUUCUCCGACGAGUUCGAACUAGAUGGACGGACAUUCUGGCCCGGUGACGACCCCUUCUGGGAAGCAGCCAACAUGUGGUAUUGGUCUACAGCAGAUGAGGAAUGGUACUAUCCUGAUCAGGUAACGACUGCAAAUGGUUCGCUGGUCAUCACGAUGGAUCAAAUACCGUACAACGGACUUAACUAUCGUAGUGGAAUGCUGCAAAGCUGGAAUAAGUUCUGUUUCACCACUGGAUACAUCGAGGUGUCGGUGAGUUUACCUGGACCGAAUGCCGAGACGCAAGGUUACUGGCCUGGUGCAUGGACCAUGGGCAAUCUUGCCCGUCCAGGGUAUGGCGCUACUACAGAUGGUGUUUGGCCUUAUUCGUACGAUUCUUGUGACGUGGGAACGUAUCCAAAUCAGACGCUGCCAGAUGGAUCAGGUCCCUCUGCCGCCAUACAUUCAGACUCGUCCAAAGCGAAAUAUAACUUUGAACUGUCGUGGUUGUCCGGCCAAAGGUUAUCGUCGUGUACCUGUCCAGGGGAAGAUCACCCAGGCCCGUCCAAUAAUGUUGGCCGUGGCGCUCCGGAGCUUGAUAUCCUAGAAGUUGAGAAGAACAAAUAUGGUGACGGACAGGUUGUUUCUCAGUCCGCCCAGUUUGCGCCGUUCACCCAGGACUACCUUUUCAACAACGCUACAACUAUUGAAUGGGAUGUCUAUAAUCCAGCUCUCACUGUUCCUAACCCAUACAGAGGAUCUGCUGUUCAACAAGCUGUAUCUGCCCUGACACAGCUUCCCGCCCCUAUUUUCCAAGGUUCAGGACAGCAGUUUUCGACGUUUGGGUUCGAGUACUGGUCUGAUCCUUCAAACCCACAGGCAGGCUACGUCACUUGGCAAACGAAUGGAUCGCAGACUGUUCGCAUGGGAGCAGAUGCCAUGGGGCCUGACCAAGGAACAAAUGGUACUGGCGUUUCUCAGCGGCUAGUCUCUCUUGAGCCUAUGUCCAUCAUUUUGAAUCUCGGGAUAUCACCGAACUGGCAGACGAUCGAUCUAACGACGAUGAUCUUCCCUGCGCAGAUGCUUGUGGACUACGUGCGAGUCUACCAAAUCAAGGGGCAGACGAAUAUUGGGUGCAGUCCUCCUAACUUCCCUACCGCGGAUUAUAUAAGCCGACAUAUGGACUCGUAUUCAAAUUCCAAUCUGACGUCUUGGAACUAUCCAAAGCCCAAGAACGGAAUGGUGGCUGUUAGUUCUCGUAAGGGAAGGAAGAUAACUCGGACAUUGAUCUAAUCUUAUCUGAAUGUGAAUAUCGGACAUGGCGCGGACUGGCUUGUCUUUUACUUAUUCCUUUUAUUCUUCCAUCUCUUCCUUGGUUUUAUAUUUUCGUUUUUCGUCUGUUAUCGCUCACAUUUUACUCGUCGCAGCUUACACUUUAC